Molecule: messenger RNA, 5013 nt
Organism: Carassius gibelio (silver crucian carp)
Lineage: Eukaryota; Metazoa; Chordata; Actinopteri; Cypriniformes; Cyprinidae
Product: acidic mammalian chitinase-like
Exons: 11
Coding region: 43-1242 (399 amino acids)
Biological process (GO): carbohydrate metabolic process; chitin catabolic process
Cellular component (GO): extracellular region
Molecular function (GO): chitin binding; chitinase activity
Source: RefSeq, a predicted model, not a curated record
CAGUGGCAGACAGAGUUUCUUGACUGAUACGACCGUCCCAUUAUGAUGACCAAGCUCAUUUUUCUAGCUGGCUUUUCCCUGGCAUUGUGUCACUUUGGAUGGGCCUCCCAACUCGCAUGCUACUUCACAAAUUGGUCACAGUACAGACCUGACGUUGGAAAGUACCUGCCAGAAAAUGUGGAUCCACAUCUGUGCACUCAUUUAAUUUAUGCUUUUUCCAUAAUUAAUCAGGCAAAUGAGUUGGUCACGUACGAAUGGAAUGAUGAAACUCUCUACAAAUCUUUCAAUGGACUAAAGGAAAAAAAUCCCAGUCUGAAAACUCUCUUGGCUGUUGGAGGAUGGAACUUUGGCACAGCUCAGUUUACUAUCAUGGUGUCCACAUCAGCAAACAGGCAGACGUUUAUUCAGUCCUCCAUCACAUUUCUGAGGAAAUAUGGCUUUGAUGGUCUGGAUCUGGACUGGGAGUAUCCAGGUUCUCGUGGAAGUCCUCCAGAAGACAAGCAAAGGUUCACUCUGCUCUGUAAGGAGCUCUUGGAAGCUUAUGAGGCAGAGGGUGCUGCCACUGGACGCCCCAGACUCAUGCUCUCUGCUGCAGUGGCUGCUGGGAAAGAAAACAUUGAUGCUGGUUAUGAAAUUGCAGAAAUUGCCAAGUAUUUGGACUUCAUUAAUGUGAUGACCUAUGACUUCCAUGGCUCAUGGGAAACUGUUACUGGGCACAACAGUCCUCUGUACCGUGGCUCUGGGGAAACAGGAGACAAUAUCUACUUAAAUACUGAUUUUGCAAUGACAUACUGGAGAGAUCAGGGUGCCCCUGUGGAGAAGCUGAGGAUGGGGUUUGCAACCUAUGGAAGAACAUUUCACUUGGCAUCUGCAGCCAGUGGAGUUGGAGCUCCAACUAGUGGUCCUGGAUCAGCUGGAAAGUAUACCAGAGAGCCCGGAUUCUGGUCUUAUUAUGAGGUCUGUACUUUCCUUCAAGGAACCACUGUACAAUGGAUUGAUGAUCAGAAAGUUCCUUAUGCAACCAAGGGCCAGGACUGGGUGGGAUUUGACACCAAAGAAAGUUUUGAGACUAAAGUGAACUAUCUAAAGGAGAAAAAGUUUGGAGGAGCUUUCGUCUGGACUCUGGAUCUUGAUGACUUUACAGGACAGUUCUGUGGGCAGGGCAUAUACCCUCUCAUUGGACAGCUCCAUAAACUUCUUAAUAAUGGUCACCAUAGCCACCAGAUCCAGUCUGUAUCCUGAUCAGAGGGUCACUGCAGUCACCCGGAUCCAAUAUGUAUCCAGACCAAAUGGUGGAUCAGCACCUAGAGAGGACCUCUACAGCCCAGAAAGACAGCAGAGACAAGGACAACUAGAGCUCCAGAUACAGACCCCCUGUAAAGACCUUGUCUCAGAUGACCACCGGGACAAGACCACAGAUGAUUCUUCUGCACAAUCUGACUUUGCUGCAGCCUGGAAUUGAAAUGCUGGUUUCGUCUGGUCAGAGGAGAACUGGCCCCUCAACUGAGCCUUGUUCCCUUUCAAGGGAACUUCGAAUUGUGUCCUCUAGGGGGCGCUUUGGGGAACACCUCAUCGUGAAGCAUACUUUGAAAAACACCAACGCAUUGGCCAGCGACAGCCUCUGACGUCACUAGCGGCACAACAAUAAAUAAGCGCCCGGAGAGCACGUCAUUAUCUUCUUCGUCUUCAGUGACUGUUUUGUUUGAAGCGUGCAUCUGAGAAACGACCACGGUAAGAGUGAUCUUGCUUUGUUUAUCAUGGCAUCCACUAUCAAGGCGUUUAAACAGUGUGUACAUCCAUGUCGGUGUUAUUUGACACCUGAUGACACACACAGUCUUUGCGUCUCUUGUUUGGCCAAUGUCUUUGAAGGGGCGAUCUGCGUCCAUUGUGAGCAUUUUUCUAUGAAAAAGCUCCUCUCUCGUUUGGGACAGCCAUCUGUUUCCCGCGGUUCAGGACUCGCCGCCGCUGAGGCACGGAGGAGAAUGAGCUUGUGGGGAUUACAGGUGGAUCUCGUUGAAGAGUUUAGAGAGGGACUUUCCCUUUCAUGCUCUUCGGCGACAGUUGAGAGUGAACUUCAGGAGGAAGAUGUGUUGUCAUUAACCCUUUCUGAUUUUGAAGUUAGUGCUCUGCUGGGUUCUGCCCAGGAAGAGCAGGAGAUGUCUGAGGGUGGCAAAGAAGCUGAGGCUGAGCCUUCUCAAUCCUCCUGCCUUGCAUAUGUGGAGCUGUUAGAGGUUAUGGAUAAAGUUGGACUUGGACUUGCCAUGGAAUCGUGUCAGCAAAGUUACGCCGCAAGGUCGCCUUUGAUGUGCGUUUGUUUGACCAUAGCCCUCCAGCCCAGGUGAGCCUUCCAUUCUUGCCUGAUUUACAUGCAGAAGUAGAAAAAAAAUGUAAGAGGCCAUUUUAUUCUCGGAUCCAUCGGUUUCAGCAUCUGAGUUGUGCUAACAUCAAGGGCAUGCGCGAAAAUGGCUAUGAGAAGAUGCCCCCUGUAGAAGAGAUGCUGGCUAGCUAUCUCUCUUUUGGGGAAACAUCCUCUAUUAAAUCUUCCUCUUUGCAAGAUACAUCCCGCUUAAAUGGCAGAGCAUACGUAGCAGCAGGUCAGGCUGUGGCUUCAUUGCACACGAUGGCAGUGCUUCAGGCCUAUCAGGCUGACCUGCUGAAGGACCUGGAUAAAGGUGAGGGCCUUUCAGCUGACCAGGUAGCCGAGCUGCACCGCACCACAUACCUCUCUCUCCAUGCUACCAAGCAGGCCGCCUCUGCCAUGGGUAGGUCUAUGGCGGCCAUGGUAGUAGCGGAGAGACAUCUGUGGGUGAACCUGGCAGACAUCGGGAGGAAAGAAAUCCAGUCUCACCUUCUGAGCUUUUUGGUACCUUCGUCGAGACAGUGGUCGAGAAGUUCAGGGAGGCAAGGGGGCGCUCAGCUGUCUUUAAAUUCUUCAUUGUACAAAUUUCCAGGUCCGAGCCCAAACAACAUAGAGUUCCUGGUCCUUCUCGAUCUGUGGAUCAAAGACAAGCGCAGAAGGCUAGAGUUGCAGCUCGAGCUCCUCUCCCGCCUGUGGGCAGGGGCAAGAGGAAUGGUGGGUCACGAAGAGGUAAGCAGGACCAUUCUCACCCGAAAUGGAGUGAUACCUAGGUAAGCUAAUCAUUCCCUUUGGGUGUUUUUAACUUCUGCUCUUAUCCUCCCCUGCCUAAUUCUCCUGAAACCACCAGCUCUCCACCUGAUCGAGGUUAGGUGAAAAAAUGUCUCACAUAACAGUCUCCUAUGCUGGACCCAUGAUGUUUUUGGUUGGUUGUAUAUUCAUAGUAACCACCUUACUGAUUGUCCGGACUAUAAGGAGGCACCCCGUGAGCGGGGCUCCAGUACAGAAAGGUGGGUGUGUAUGUAACCCUUUCUGUAUACACUUAUGGGUUAAAUUGUUGGUGGUUAUGUGUCUACUAACAAACUCUGUGAGUCUCCUUUACAGUGCUCAGUCACAGCAUUUACUAACACCCAUCAGCACCGACCUUCUGGUCUCAUGCUCUGGUAUUAGACGGCAAGAUCACAGGCUUCUGUGGGAGCCUCGCUGAUCAUCAGAACUGGCACAGCACUGCAGGGGAUUUCAUGGAUGUCCAGCCAGGUCACCCUGAGGGGCCUUCUGGCCACUUAUAUGCACUUUCACAUCCAGCGGGAAGGUGGAGGUGGUAGUUACAGAAUUGUUACUGUAUAUACUGCCUCAGGUGAUGCUCCCCUCGCCAGAGGUUUGCAAAAUUGGAGCUUGCCUCUCCCGUACGGUUCAGCGCCUCUGCAAUGCUUAGGAACCUCUAAGUAUACAGGCUACGCUCUGUGUACUUCCUAAAGUGGUAAGUGUGCAUGCAAGACUCUGCGCACUUUCUGAAAUCCUGUACGAUAAGUGUUAUACGCUCAGCUUCAUUCCUUUUUCGAGAUGGUUAGACCUUGGUUCCUUUGGCUCAAUUCAGUCAGAGUGUAAUUGUUUAUACACUUAAAGCAUUGCAUACCUCAACAUGAGGUAUAUGAGGAUAUCUAGGCGAUCCUCGUGGUAGUUUAGCUGCGGUCCCCUUUUCCAGGAAGGGUCACGUAUGAGUGCGCUACUCUAAAUUUGGAGUUCUCCUCAUAUGAGACAGCGUUCUCUGUUUUUUCCCCAGUGUGCUCCAGCGUUAGUUCCACAGAUUGAGUUGAUAUUCUCAAACAUAUUUUUUGAGAUACACCAUUCCUCUGUGAGCUGCUCGUUCAGAGUGCCACGAGAGCCCCUCCUUAGAACAGUAUUUCUAAAAUCCAUAUUAUGUGCACGUGAAGUCUUUGCUCACUUUCUGAAAUCCAUACUGUGGUAAGUUCGCACGCUAGUGCUCUGUGUUCUUUCUAAAAUCCUUUAUGGUGAGGGUGUUCUUUCUAAAAUCCUUUAUGGUGAGAGUUGGUACUUCGAAGUUCCCUUGAAAGGGAACGUCUCAGGUUACGAAUGUAACCAUGGUUCCCUGAGUAGGGAACGAGACACUGCAUCCUCUAGCUCCCUGCCAUGCUUCGGACGGAAGCUUUAGACAAAGAAGUAAAUGACAUGCUCUCCGGGUGCUUAUUUAUAGUAGCGCCAGUAGUGGCAUCAGAUGCUGUCACCGGCCAACGUGUUGGUGUUUUUCAAAGUAUGCUUCAGACAUGGGUCAUGACGAGGUGUUCCCUAAUGCGCCCCCUAGAGGACGCAGUGUCUUGUUCUCUACUCAUGGAACCAUGGUUACAUUCAUAACCUGAGACGUUUCUCCCAAGGUUUUUUCUCCAUUGCCGCUGUCGCCUCUGGCUUACUUAGUUGGGGUCACUUCAUUUACAGUGAUAUCGUUGACUUGAUUGCAAAUGAUUGCACAGACACUAUUUAAACUGAAUUUAGAUGACAUCACUGAAUUUAAUGGUGAACUGCCUUUAACUGUCAUUUUGCAUUAUUGACACAUUGUUUUCCUAAUGAAUGUUUUUUAGUUGCUUUGAAGCAAUGUAUUUUGUUUAAAGCGCUAUAUAAAUAAUGGUGACUUGACUUGA